AUGGACAGUAAAAAAAGGGUUUGUAAGUGCCCCCCAAAAUUACAACAGGUUUGCAAGCAUGCCAAAAUUGUCGAGUGUAAGGAUAUAGCAGAAAUUAUUGAAGCUCUAACUGACCAGGAUAAAAGUUCACAAAAGAUCCGAAAAAUAAGGCAGCCACAUUUUAAAACAAAACCGUUCAAACCUCAUCAUUAUAAAGAUACGUGUAUUCCAAUGGCUCCUUCAAUGCAUACAAGGUUAAGGUAUAUCGGACACUGCUCACGGGAACCACCAAGAAGGACUGGACUGGGAGGGACUGAUUUAAAAUCGAGACAAAUGUAUUCUGGACUUGAUGUUGAAUCGUCGUCCGAAGAAGAAACGGGUGGAAUUCUAAGGAAAGACCGUGAGAAGGAUAAAAAGAAAAAGAAAGUGCGAUAUUUCGACUUAUUACCCGGCGAUAUUACUUUCACGGUGCCUCCGCCUGUCAUAAAACAUACCGCAUCUGAUAAAUCUAUUUUUAAUGUGCCAAGCCCCAAAACGAGCGGGGAAGUAAUACAGGCUCAGAAAGCGGCUGUCAAGCCAGGCGAAAACAAACCGCCAUUGCCACCAAAAUCUGGAUAUGACCUAUUUAAACCACACAGUGGUAUUAUUGUCAAUAAAGAAAAAUAUUUUGCUCCUGAUGCUGUGUUUAUGCCAGGACCAAGAAAAAUUUUAAGUGAUAAAGACAAGCCGUGUCACAGAGGCGGAUUUUCUUCGGAAGUGCCUUACACGAAUAUAGGAGUAACGGAUGGAAAGCCAAGAGCCAGAGGAACGCAGAAACAUAUAAAAGACGACGAUUCAGUGUGUGGUGUGGAUGAAAUACCGAGGCCGGAACAUGUACAAAUACCAGCAAAUUUGAAGCGUGGUACUUUACAAACACAUUCGUUAACAGUGUUGCCGUGUACUAAAGAGCGCAGGCAGGAAAUACACUAUGGCAUACUAACUGGGUCUUUUAAUAUGUAUGAUGCAAAAUUCAGCGCUAGAUCCAAAGGCAGACAAGCUCUUACAAUGAGUGUAAUGGCAUAUUGCUUGGCAUUUCAUUAUCAUCCUAAGCAAUGGACUAUGAAAUUGGUCGAUAAUCUGGUAGAUGCUGGGGAUCAAUGGUACAUUCAAUGCUUGGAAAAGGUUCACGAUCAUUCUGCGGUACAAGGAAUGUGCGAAGUUCUACCGUUUGGUAAAAAGCAAACGUUGUUGUUAAAUGGGAAACGAAUGCAGAUAUUAUUGGGAGAACCGGACAUUGUCGGGUACACGAUGUCUUUAGACCCAACGGUUUACAAUCUCUGUCGCGGUUUAAAAGCUUUUUUUAGGGAUAAUCGUGCUGGUAUUUUAUUGACUAGGGUAUUCAAAGUCGUAAUAUGGAAAGAUAAAAUAUGCUACUAUAUAUUCGAUCCAGCCGGUAGAGAUUCAAGAGCGUAUUCCAAUUUCACGAACGGUUGCGCUGCUCUUAUAAACGUUAAAGAUUUAAACUCAGUCGCUGAAGUUCUCUUGGCACGGAGCAUUGUAGAGGAUCAAAAGUUUGUACUAGCAUCUCUUAAAGUUUUAAAAAUGGUAGAUGAAACAUGUGACGAAGAUUUUGAUUCCGACAAAGAGCUAACACAAGCGGAAAAAGCUGUGAUGGGCUACAGGAUUCUAAAUGAAAAUUGUGCGAUCGUAAAUGCUAAUAUGCAUUUAGGUGACAGAUGUUUCGAGGACGCGCAAUAUCGCCAGGCUUUGCCAAUAGCUAUUGUAGCAAUGACUUAUGCGAAAAUCUCACCCCCUAAUACAUGGUUUUCUAAAACUUUAGAUAAAGUUUUACGCUUAGGCAACAAACUUUAUAUGGACUGUCUGCACCCAAAAGUUAUGAUUGAUAUGACUAUCGAUAACAUACCGAAUGAAAUUAUAGUUGGGCCUUAUGCGUGUGAAAUAAUAAUAUAUAGGGAAAGAGUUAAAGGACAAUUAUUUACAACGAAAGAGUGUUUAUUGAACAUACUUACAGGACUCGAAGAAUUCUUUAGCCACGAAUACAACAGCGGUAUUCUCGAGUUUAACAACUACAUGCUAGCUGUAUGGAGGCAAAAGGAUAUGUUUUAUUUAUUUGAUCCUUAUCCAAGGACUUAUGAUGGUUUGAGAUCAUUUAAAGCUGGCAAGGCGUGUUGCUUGAUGCUCUUAAAUUCAGAUACCGUUGCGGCAGUUUUUACAAAAAAUUGGGAUUAUCUACCGGCUACUACGCAGUUUUAUAUUCAUGCAUUUAAAGUUCUUAAGUUAAAGAAGAAAGAACCUAAGGCCCAAAUAGUAUGUACUCUUAGCGACGAACAGUUACCCGGUAGUAAAAAAAUAAAGAGACAGAUUCUAUCUAUGAGUCGGGCUAAAGGGGAUGCGAAAGAACUCUACCACGAUGUUUUUGCAAUGGAAGAUUUUGAACAACCAGCAUCCGGGCCACAAAUGGAUGAAGAACAAAUGGGAGAUAUUAUUUCCUUAGUGGAUAGUAUACAAGAGGAUUACCUUCCACCUAUACCAUUAAGAUACAAAAAUUUGCCUCCAGAAGCUUUCGAGGAAAAAAUAGUGAACCUGGACUCGCCGACGGUAUCGGUGACGCAAGUGGUGCCGCCGUGGCCGCGCGUGCGCGACAAGGCGCGCGAGCCGCCCGAGCCCGACCCCGACCCGGAGCCCACGCCGCCCCCCACACCGCCAUCCUUGCCGCCACCAGAGGAUGGUGCGGAAGAGGAGGAAGAAGGUGAAGAAGAGGAAGAUGAAGAAAGUGCAAAAAGAAAAAAAGAAGAACUGGAAAGAAAAAAGGCGGAAGAAGAAGACGCUCGCAGGAAAGCCGAAGAGCUGCCGCCUCCGCUCCCUCCACCACCAUCUCCACAACCAGAACCAGAAGUACCGUUGGCACAACCGGAACAAAUAAUUGAAGAGGAAGUUCAAACCUUGCCACCAGUGAAUGUUAAACGUGAAAUAUUAUUAGCAGAAGAUGCUCAAUACCGCUUCAAAUUGCGUCAUCUUCGCAAGAAAAUGACUACGCCAUUAAUAGAAACAAAUUUAGAACUAACCGCUGAAGAAGAACUCGCAAAACCGAACAAUUUCAAGAAUUUACCGGAUAAUACGCAGAUAAUACGUGGUGCAUCCGCCAUUACAGAAAAAACUAUAGAUGUACUGCCUUUUGCAGCGAUCAUGGCGGUUGUGACCUCCUACAAGUAUACCGUGAACACGUGGACAGAGGGAAUUGUCAACUUCGUAGUUGAAACUGCGAAAAAGUUAUAUGAGAAUAAGUUGGGGAAGUUUCAAUUUGCACCGGUUCAUAUUAUACCCAAAAUUGCUAUUGGACAUCAAGCCUACCACGCUAAAAUAGAUGUUGUAGAGGAAGGUGCUACAUGGCAGCUAGAAAAUAUUCUUGGCAGAAAAUUUCUAGUGAAGCAUGACAGAGGAAUGAUCACAACAGCUACUUACAGUUGUGCCUUCUUUAAAAGAAACAAUCUUUACUAUUUGUAUGACGCGAGUUCUUGCAAUGCUAUGGGUAUGAGAGAAGCGAAUGGCAAAGGAAAAGCUUGCUUUAUGCGAUUUCAUACGUUACAUGAUCUUGUUGCUAGAGUGCAAUAUAAUAGAGAUGGAAAAGGGGAUCAACAGUUUAUAUUGAGCAGAAUAGUUGUGCGAAGGUUGUUGAUCGAACCACGUAUGAAGUUACCAGAAGAUUACGAUUUCGAAACUGGAAUGCCAAAAUCAAAUAAAUCUAAAUUUUCUCUCGCUGAAUCUUCACCAAAGACAUCUGAAAAAAAGAAAUCUUCAGUUGAAACACCUGAAGUGAAAAGUGAAACUGUAGUCGGGUAUCAACAAUUCGGUGGGGUUUAUAGAAUAGAAGGGACCACUUCAUUGAAAGAUAGGUCAAGCGGGGCGUCUACAAUAAAAGAUAGAAAGGACGGUACAGAAGGUAAAAAUGUUAAAAAUGCUAAAGACGGUAAAGAAAGUAACGACGGUCAAGAUAUUAAAGGUGGUAAAGGCGGUAGCGUAAAGCCGUGUCAUUUUGUUAGUCUAAUAACAAUGUUAAUGGCCACUAUGCAUCCAAUAAGAACAUGGGAUCACGAAAUGGUAGACAUUUGCAUUGAAAAAGGACUAGAAAUUUAUUCGAAAGCCACCAACCUUAGCGUAUGCGAGAAAAGAGUCAUCAAGAAUGUAAUACUAGAUGGUAAAUUUGUUAAUGUCAAUAUUAAGAAACUAAUUGUGGUUAAUGAAAAUAAAGUUAAACGUUUGGAACAAUACUUAAAGGCAGUUCUACAAAAGCUCCGCUUCGUUAUAAUCAAAUUUAACUCUUGUAGUAUGGUGAUUUGUCAGACUGAUGGAUAUUAUCAUUUGUUUGAUCCAUAUCCACCUCCACUGGACUCCGAAUCCAAAGCAAAGACGAAAAGGGGUUCCGAAUCUUCAGUUCCAUCGCAAAAAAAAGUAGGAGAUGUUGCCGGAUGGACACUGUAUAGGUCUUUAGAUUCUUUAGCAAAUAGAAUAAAAAAAGUCGUAAAAGAACCUAAUUCACCAGAAUUCUACACUUUUGAACUAACAUCUAUAAAGACAGCGCCACUACACUCAGCACUAAACUAUAGAUUGAGUCCGCUCUUUAAACCUGAUGACAAUCCUAACUUGCCUUAUAUGAAGCAAAAGAGAAUACGUCCUAUAGUGGAUGAAAAAAUGUAUUGGUUAAAAAUCGAAAGCGUACCGUGGUCAAGACUAAAUGUGGUCAAUGAUUUGGGAUUCGAAAGGAAAACGCCAAAAACAAUGUGGCGAGACUGGGAUAUUGAAUUUCCAGGGGAUCUAUAUUCUCUAUGGGGUUCCCUACAUCCCUUAGAUUCGAAAUUCGAUGAAGCAUACCGCGGUAAACAGUAUUUGGCGACUUGUGUCAUAGCACUCGUUAUGACUAAAGCUUGUAAUCUCAAUGCCUGGACCAGUAGCUUAUUGGAUGGGAUCGUAGAAAGUGGUAAUAUUUACCACGAGAAAUGCCAUGAAAAAAUUGUUGGCAGCAAAAAUCACGAGAUAACUCUAGAUGAUUUGAAUACUACAUUUGAUGUGUAUCCCUUCUCGUUCACAGUCAAAUUUGAUAAAAUUAUAUUCGGGUUUGUUUAUAACAUUUAUCCCGAUAGAUUCAAUUUAAGCAAGGCCUUGGUGUACUUUUUUGAGCAGAAUUCUAUGGGAAUACUAAUGAGUCCAGCGAAGAAUUUGGCUUUUGGGAAAAUAGGAAGUUCAUACUUUAUGUUUGAUUGCCAGACCUAUGGAACCCCCAUAUUUAGUCCCGGUCAGGGAGCUUCAUACAUACUAAAGUGCGAAAGCCUCAAUAGAUUGAUAUACUGUAUGGCAGUUACUUUGAAUAUUAGACGACACGGGCAGCAAUUUCAUUUGUUUAGUGUUAAUAUAACUCUUACUGAGAAAACAAAA
Molecule: messenger RNA, 5409 nt
Organism: Brenthis ino (lesser marbled fritillary)
Lineage: Eukaryota; Metazoa; Arthropoda; Insecta; Lepidoptera; Nymphalidae
Source: the annotation of a GenBank genome assembly